This is a messenger RNA of Elgaria multicarinata webbii, 1426 nucleotides long. It is a transcript of the gene ANXA1, whose product is annotated as annexin A1. Gene Ontology annotation, biological process: insulin secretion; positive regulation of T cell proliferation; negative regulation of exocytosis. Gene Ontology annotation, cellular component: plasma membrane; cytoplasm. Lineage: Eukaryota; Metazoa; Chordata; Lepidosauria; Squamata; Anguidae. Bases 80 to 1108 code for a protein of 342 amino acids. The transcript is spliced from 13 exons. The record is from RefSeq and is a predicted model, not a curated record. Gene Ontology annotation, molecular function: calcium-dependent phospholipid binding; phospholipase A2 inhibitor activity; calcium ion binding.
AGUUCCUCCAGUCUGUAGUUUUCCAGGUCAGAAAACUAGCAUUCCUGAGUUUUGAAAAGGAAAAGAAACCUGAAUCAACAUGGCUUUCGUACAAGAAUUUCUGAAGCAGGCCUAUUUCAUUGAUGAAAAAGAACCGGAAUGCAUUAAGAAUUCAAAAACUGGAUCCGCAUACCACGCUUAUCCUAACUUUGAUCCUUCAAUCGAUGUUGUCGCACUGCACAAAGCUAUCACUGCUAAAGGAGUUGAUGAAGCAAGCAUCAUUGAAAUUUUGACCCAAAGAAACAAUGCCGAACGCCAGCAGAUAAAAGCUGCCUACCAACAAUCACAGGGGAAGCCCUUGGAAGAUGCUUUGAAAAAAGCUCUCAAAAGCCACCUGGAAGAUGUUGUCCUGGCAAUGCUGAAGACUCCAGCCCAAUUUGAUGCUGAACAACUCAGGUAUUCCAUGAAGGGGCUUGGAACUGAUGAAGAUCUCUUAAUUGAGCUUCUGGCAUCAAGGAACAACAGAGAAAUCCGAGACGCCAGCAAGGCAUAUCAUGAAGUUUAUAAAAGAGAUCUCAUCAAAGACAUUGUUUCAGAUACAUCAGGAGACUUCCAGAAGGCUUUGGUUGCCAUGGCAAAGGGUGACCGUGAUGAAAAUCCUCAUGUGAAUGAAGAGCUGGCAGAUAAUGAUGCACGGGCCUUAUAUGAGGCUGGAGAGAGAAGAAAAGGAACAGAUAUUAAUGUUUUCACUAAUAUCCUCACUACAAGGAGUCAUCCACAUCUCCGAAGAGUUUUUCAGAAUUACACCAAGUACAGCAAGCAUGACAUGAACAAGGCUCUGGACCUGGAACUGAAAGGAGACAUUGAGAAUUGCCUGACCGCAAUUGUGAAAUGUAGCACAAGCAAGCCGGCUUUCUUUGCCGAAAAGCUCCAUCUGGCAAUGAAGGGUUCUGGAACACGUACCAAAACUCUGAACAGGAUCAUGGUGUCGCGUUCUGAGAUUGACAUGAAUGAGAUCAAAGGUUUCUACAAGCAACUGUAUGGCAAAUCCCUCUGCCAGGCUAUUUUGGAUGAAACAAAAGGUGAUUAUGAAAACAUUCUGGUGGCUUUGUGUGGUGGCGACAACUGAGCUGCGCCUUCUACAGAGACCUUCCAGCUGCUCCCAUCAGGAUAUUCCUUUUUAAUUCAAGCUGUUACAUAUAUCUACGUAUAACGAAGCGUAACCUAUGGAUUAGACGAUUGCCUAGUCUUCAUAUCUUGAAAAAAAUUGGUAGCCUGGAAAAUACUUUUUUUGUUGUUAACUAGUUGUGUGGUGUUAUCUGCUUUUUUUAUAUAUUUAUCCAAAUGGAAGAGCAUACAAAGUAUUUGCCUUUACAGGGCUAGUCAAUGUCAAUGGUACAGAACUUGCCUGAAUAACAUUCCAAAUAAAAUUAAUCUGUGAUCAUCA